Rhodofomes roseus is the source of this 999-nucleotide messenger RNA. RefSeq lists its product as uncharacterized. Bases 114 to 962 code for a protein of 282 amino acids. Lineage: Eukaryota; Fungi; Basidiomycota; Agaricomycetes; Polyporales; Fomitopsidaceae. The transcript has 2 exons. The record is from RefSeq and is a predicted model, not a curated record.
GUGGUAUUCUCCUGGCCUUCGAGACAUGGCUUCAUGCGGUUCGAGAACUUCAAAGACAUGGCACGUAGUAUAAUAUUCUAGGAGUCGGACGGCUUGCGCGACAGCUGCACCGAAUGUCUUCAGCGCGCAACCGACGGGUUCCGUGGUGGGGUGGGCCUUGCGUGAACGGUGGGACCAUCCUUCGCUGGGGUGUUUCGCGAGUAGGACAGUCGUCUUACUUCAGGGCAUCCCCAGCUGAGAGUCGCCCUCAGCCGUUGCUCGCGCCGAUCAUCGUACACCCGCAUGCCAGCUUGACUGAUCUUGUCAUUAGUUCUUCAUCGCUUCCGCGGCAUGAUCCCUUCACUCGCGCAUGCCAGCCUCACGCCCUCUUCACCGCUCCUCCCUUGAGUUCCUGUGCAAAGUCGAUGUCCUCGGCGGCGACGUCCUUCCGCAUGUGGUACGCGCUCGUGUCGCCGGAAGAGCGCCUGCACGGGCGUGCAGCACUUGACUCGGGCAAUGCUGCGGAGGAAUGGCUGCGCGAGAAGGGAGGGUGGGCCGGAGAGCGGUCAGAACGGCCUAUGUUGCGCGCGAACGAGGUGUGUCCUCGUGAACUGUCAUGUACGUACCAGUUUUCGGUACUCAUCGAGCAAUCCAUGAGCAUGCAUGCAAGUCCGCCACCCGACUUGGAGAGGCGGUCGCACGACCACUACGCGCUACGCGGGAGGACUCUCCCGUGCAAUGCGUACCAGUCGAGCGGCCUAGUUCCUUGCUACGUCGCACGCAUCCGUAGGCCGUUGUCUCUGGUGCGAUACACUUUCACCUCUUGCCAGGUGCUACGAGAAUGCCCUGACUCAUCAUCGAGCGUUGGAAAAAAUGAGCAAGUAUGCACCGGCUUCAAAGUAUUCUCUCGAUUCCACGUGGGUGAAGGCGUGCGGGAGCGGACUGAGACCCAGCAUAGCGGGGUGUUUCGCAUGUGUCGCUGACGUCGUGAGCAGUUGCGUGCACGGUUCUGCGCGAGGA